CAUCAUACUCUAAACCCCAUAUUACACUUCUAGUUGAAGAUCCCUUUGACAUCACACUCCAAUAAUCUCCAAGCGGCCAUAAAACAGCCAUCAUGUUUCCCCAUUCGAACAAACGACCGUAGCAGUCUAAAAAAAGCAUUCCAUUGUAACAUUCCCCGAUGAGAAUAACAUGAUCAAAACCAUACGCUUUAAUAUCUUCCAAAUAAGAACGGAUUUUUCGGAAUUUUGCAAUCUUUUUGAGUUACAUCAUUUUUUUCCCCCAUCGACACAUGGGACAUGGGUUCAUAAAAAAUUGUCCUUUAUAUUGACAAUAUUCUUGCGACACCAUAGCAAUAUCGGAAUAUUUGCCGCUCUCGAUUUCGCUAUUAAUUGGUUGUUCCUGUACACCAUUCCUUUCGUUAUUGUUCUUGUCGCUAUUCCACAGCGGACUGAUGUCCCGAACAUAAAUUUCACGAUCUUUCCUUCUUUCAUUGAUGCCAUUACAUUUACUGUUGUUGGGCGACCCAACGCAUUCGGUUCCAUCUCCGUAAUUUUGUCUGCCAAGAGUAGGGCUACUACGUCCCAUAUAGUUAUUAUCGGAAUUGGCCGACAGUGGGGUGGUUCUACCAACUUCCCCUGGACACCAUACGGAAGAUAAGUUCGAAGAUUCCUACAUAAAAAAUUUUUCGUUGGCUAUUCCUAUCAUUUCGAAAUAGUAAUAUAUAUAUAUAUUAUAAAUAAACUUUCUCGCACAUUUUCCUUUAAUGUCAUUUUUUUAAUGUCAUCUAACCAGGACCAAGCUUACAAAAAGUGGCAAGAUAGAAAUUUACUUGUUUUACUUUUGGAAAACAAAAGAAAUCUCAUACAAGAACAGAGUCAGGCGUAGUCCUACUUUAUCAAAUAGUUCUGACCGAAGAGUGAGGUCCCGUACGGGAUGAAGGGCGGAGUUCUAUACACGCAUAUUAGUUUUUAGUCUCUUCUUCGAAU
Messenger RNA from Rhizophagus irregularis DAOM 181602=DAOM 197198, 966 nucleotides. Lineage: Eukaryota; Fungi; Glomeromycota; Glomeromycetes; Glomerales; Glomeraceae. The record is from RefSeq and is a predicted model, not a curated record.